GGCGGCGGGGGGAAGGCGAGGCGAGGCAGCAGGUGCGCGGGGGCGGUGUGUUACAUACCGCGCUGCCUUCCGCUCGCUGUCCGUGCGGAGCGCGGCGCCGGCCAGCGGCAGGAACUGCUGGCGCAUCCCGGGAGGGAGCGGAGCGGGGCCCGGCCCGGGCAGAGCCGCCGCCGGCCGGGGCCCGGAGCGCAGCGUGAGGGGCCGUUGUGCCGGCCCCGGACCCCGCCGGAGCGGGCGCCCCCUCGACCCGGGAUGCGGAGCGGGGCGGGCUGGGUUUGGGCGCGCAGCGGCGGACGCGCGCGGGCGGGGGCAGGGGCGCGCACGCGCCGCGCUGCGGGAGCGCAGUUUCUGGAAAAAUGCUACGAAUUCAGCUCUGAGCAUUUUUAGUAGGAAUGCACGAGUACCGAGAGGUCUGCUUUGGAAAAAGAAAAAAAUCGGGAGUGUUUGGUACAAAAUCAGCGCGAACGUGGGAAGCGCGCGUUUUCCGGCAGGCACAGGCAGCGGCCCGGAGGCGGCGGCUCCGCACCCGGCCGGGGGAGGGGGGAGCGGGGCACCCGCCGCCCGUGGGUGAUGCUCGGCUCCGGCCAGCGCGCGUGGUGCUGCGCAGGGGGAGCGAACUGCUGAGGGCUCAUCCCACGGAAACGCGGCGCUGCCAGCUGCUGCCUUUCGGGUUUCCCUGUACGUUCCCACCACUGUCUUUUUUUCCCAAACCUCACGGCCGGAGCUCGGUGGCUUGCGGCGCCCAUGGGCUGCCGGGGCCGCCGUGCCGCGCCGGGACCAGCCCCGGGACGGGGCCGCGGCUCCCCCCGGCACCGGCAGGGCGGGGGGUGCUGGCUCCCACGGCGCGGGUGCUGGGCGGGGGCAGUGCUGUCCGGGGCGCGUCAGCGGCCGGUGAUGGGUAUCUUGCUGCUUUACAACCCGGUUCUGUGGGGAGGGGUCACGCGGUGUUUGUUCACUGCAUCCCUAGGCCGUGGCGAUGCCCGUGUUUGAUGCUCUCUGUCGGGCGAACCUGAAAGACUGGAGUCGUUUGAAGACCAUGUAAAAGUCAAGCUGCGGAUACCGUCUAAAAAGGGUAGUAAUGGGACCGGGCAUUCAGGAAUAUCCUUUACUGCUGCACAGAGAGACACGGAAAAAGGAAAGCCAAACCAAUGAAAACCACAAAGGAAUGGUAAAUUACAGUAAUGGAAAAAGCCAUCCAAGCACCAAAGGACUAAAUAAACCAAUUUCUCAUGUGAAGUCUUCUUCUGGAAGAUUAGGAAAAAAUAUAUCAAGUGCCAUUGAAAAGGUUUCCUGUAACACUCAAGAUGGUAACCAACCAAGUAUUUUUAAGAAGGGAAAAAACCAGCUAGAUGACAAUACUCAGUCAAAAAGGAUCACAGGUAUUUGCACAUCACUGCACAGAGUACAAGGACCAAAGAGGAGUCUCCCAGAAAGAAGGCAAAAUGAACCUCUUCUGCACAGGAUCCCUCCUAGCGUAAAGGGCAGCACACAAGGUAGCUUCUGUAGGGUUAAAGAUGUCCCAAUGCAUCAUUUUUAUUGCAGUAAAAAAGAACAGUUGGAAAAGAAUCAUGAAGAUCACAUUGCUGAGGGUGGUCCAUGCACUUCUAAAUGGCAAGAAGCAUCUGUAGAUGAAAUGUUUCUGGAUUUUGAGUCGGUACAAAUUAUUAAAGAAGAUGCUGAAGAUGAUAGUGCCAGUGACCUUUCUGAUUCAGAAAGGAUUCCCAUUCUCCCAUCUCCCUGCACACCGCCAGAACUCAUUCUCAGAGCUGAAGAAAUUGAUCCAGUUUGUUUGGAACGUGUCCCUGAUAUGGGUUUUAAAGAAUCAGAAUAUUACUACCCGGACUUCCUCCCACCCCCUUUCAACUCAUGGGACUUGAAGCAACUGGCCAUCUUUGUUAAUGUAGAGGGUAAAACCGAAUUUCGACCAAAGCCAACAGGAUUCCUUGAGAAAUACAUUGAUCGCCUUUUGCAGCUGGAAUGGCUGCAAAUGCAGACUGUGCAGAACGAGAAAGGAAAGGCAGCCAAAGCCAGGCCACAGACUGCUCCUGGCUCCAUCCGUACCCUAAAAAGCCCUGGCAAAAGCAAACCAUUACUCAGUCCUUUGCCUAGCAAGCAAGUGGUUCCCCAAGAAGGUGUUACAAAGCUGCCCAGAAGCUAUUUGGGUCACAAGGGAAGUUCACUCUGUGAAGAAAGUCACCAGUUGUAUUCUCAUCCAGGUCCCUUGAAACUUUCUGAGAGAAUGGGAUGUGCAGUGUCUUCUCAGAGGCCAUCUGGUGAAGUAAGGAGCGAACUGAAAAAAACCCCAACUGCAAAGCAACAGCUUUUCAACAUGCAGCCUGCUGAGAACAAUUCUAAAAUUCAAAGCAUGGGUAAUAUCAGACCCCCUAAGCAAACCCCAGUAUUUCAUGGUUCAGCUGCUCCCAUCAAAGGCUUAAAAACAUACACAUGCACAAAUCCAAAGAAAAAUGGCAAUGCCAACAAUUACGUUCCUCCUAAAAAACCAACAGGGGACAGGAAAAUAAAAACAAAUGGCAUAAAGCAAAUGUCACACAAAUUCAAGUGAAGAAAAAAUUAAUUAGUAAAUAUUGAUGCUUCUUGACCUCUAGAAAGCAUCUGGCCAAUGCAGAAGGGUCGUGUUUUCUUCAUAGGAAGAUCCUAGGAAAAUACGUUCUUGAUGCAUGGUUCUAAGUCAGCACUGUUCAUCUCGAUAUAUUUGAUCUUAAGCCAGCAAGGCCAGCAGGAAAUCUUUUACCUGAAGGCAAGUGUCUUCCAUUGGUCUUUCCUCAAAAACAUUUACAAUGCUUAAUGAAGAUAAGGACAGCAGAGUAUGAAAGUUCAGAGAAAUACAUAAUUAUAAUAUGUCCUCCUGUUUGUACCAGUUGAAGUCCCUUGAAGUCUGUGGUGUUUCUUAUGGUUACCUUGGUGUGGUUGAGUGAAUAGAAUCCAUGCUCUUUUUCUUGAACAGAUAUGCUAUUUUGCGAGACAGGUGUGAUGGUGGUGUUUUCUGAUGGAAAAGGCCUCCACUGUUUUUAUAAAAUAAUGGCGCGUGCUUAUCUAUGCAAAGGCAAUCUGAUUCUUCACAGAAGAUGAUUAAUUGGAAUUUUUUUUGAUGAAUUAGAUACUAUUUUUUGAUAAGAAGAAGAAUGGAGAUAAUGCUAUGAAAUAUUUUAAUGCAGAAAGGAUUCUUUUUAAGACAAAUAAUUAUUAGGGAGCACACAGCUUCAAUAGUGACCGACUAAGAAAAUGGAAUGCAUAUUUUUAUACCCAGAAACCUUCACUGUGUUUACAGACAGCUUUUUCUUGAAGUUCAGUAAGCCUCGAUGCUUUUUGUUGUUUAGAGGAAAUGACCAGAUUUCAAAUUGCACACGGAUAUAUAUGACUAACGCAAAAUGAGGGUAUUACUAGAGACUCCGGGGCCUAAUUUACAGAACUUGUAGCUUCUCAAAACAUAAAAAAUAGACUUUUAGAGGAUGGAUUUAAAGGCAAUUACUGUAAGUUCAAGUAAAGAUAUAUUUUGAUAUGAAAGAUACCUAUUUUCAGUCACCCAAGAUGACUAUUACUUAUUCCGUGGUCCAGUCUACUUCAGUUAGCUUGCAAUUGUUUCAAAGUUUAGUGAAGCGAUGCGGGGAAAUACCCUGCAGAAAGAAACUGUGCAGCCAGGACUGGGUCCUGUCCUGGGACCCUCUGUUUUCUCUUGUGUCUGUGAGAUACAAGAGAAUGUGAAGGAUAGGUCAGUGAGUGUUCAGGUGUCAGUUCAUCAUCAAUCACAGCAGCUGGGGACGUGAUCUUGUUAAGAUAAAAAUCUAGAGAAUGUUUUGUACUUUAAAGUGAAAUACUGAGCAGCACUAACUUCCUCCUCAGCCAUCAUCACAGUGAACUGUUCACGAGAAGUGAGCUGAGGUCUGGUGGACCAGAUUUUACAGGUGGAUUCUUCACAUUGUGACAGAAAAUGAAAAAGUAGCAAAUACUAAAGAGUACAUUAUGUAUAUAGUUAAAUUGCACUUCUCUUGUUGAUCUCAUCUUAGUUUUAAAGAUGCUUAGCUGUUUCUAUUCUUUCAUUGUGCCUACUGGAUCUUCAGCUUUGUAAAAUUUCAAAGCAUGGAUUUAUAUGUAGUUUAAAAUGUGAGACGAUUAAUAAAUGUAGUAAUAAACUGGUGUAUUUUACAGUACAUACAAACAUUGCUCAGGAAUAGUUUAAGAAAUAUUUUUAGUGUUUUUUUUCCUAGUCUACUGGAGACCAAAUGUGAAAUUUUAAAUUGAUAAAGGAAACAUAUAAUAUACGGUAUUAUAGUUCCAUAUUCAGUAUUUGUGAAGUUACAGUUAAAAUGAAUUGUAGUUGCAUGUACAUUCAGCUCUAUGCAAUUAAAGUGAAGCUUAAUCAGACAUGCUCGAAGAUCAAAUAAAUUGGCUGUGUCAGAGAUGUGAAAGGUAGGCGAUGGAAUUCAACACCAGCAGCUGCAGAAGACCAGCACAUUCUAUUGUUGCCAUUUCAUCCGUUUUGUUCUGGACUCAAUAUGUAUUUCAGCUUUUUUUAGAUGAAAGGUUCUUACAUCCAGUGCUAGAAUUUCAGGCUCUGGCCAAAUUCUACAAACCUUUAUUAGUCAAGUUUGCCUGAAUCACGUUAACAGUAUGAAAGUUAGUAGGACUGCUUUUGCCAAUAAGCACUACUUUAGCACACCAUUUUGGUACACUAUUUUAGUGCACUAUUACAAGCACGAAAAGCAAGGUGAGCAGGACCAAGCCAAUGAUCAAUUGAACAACAGGUUUUUGAAACAAAUUGUGUUAGAUGCAGUAAUUAGUUCAGCGUGUUAUUACAGCACUGAAUAUUAGUGUAUGCUAAAUUUUCCUCUGAGAUGUUACUCUAUACUGACGCUUUCCUAGGGUUAUAAGGAAGGUAGAUACAGGCCCAUUUUGCAUGAUCACUUCUUAAAGAGUAAACAGUGUUUCAGUCAGCUUUGAAAAGAGCAAAGGGGAUUGGCACUGAGCAAAGUUUUUUUCGCAAAAGAUAGAGGAAAGUUUUGGUUUAAUGUAGUGCCUGUGAUCUGGUGGACAUCAAUCUGUUGUUGGAGACUCAAAAGUUAAACAGGUGGAGAUGGUGGUGCCACUUAAAUUAAGUCUGAGUACUUGUUCAUCAUUAAGCUUUGGCUGUGAUCUGACUGAUAAGUUUGUUUCGUAUGAUAAUCGCACAAGUAAUUUUCGCUCGUUGAGUUGGUACUUAUUACUUGUCUUUGUUCACAUACAGAAAUAGAGUUUCUGUGUAUACCUCAUCAAACAGCCCUUGGCAUCAGCAGACUUGUAAGGGUUGGAUCUUAUUCCUGCAGCACUUUUGCUUCCAGUUCAACUUGACAAUGUUCUGGGCCUAUAGAUAAAAAGAGCUCCUUUUACGAAGAGGACUAUGGUUUAUUUUUCCCUCAUUUUGUAUUGAUGGAUAUUGUCUUCUGAAGCACUUCUGAAUAUAGCAGAAAAGUUUAUUCCAUGAAAUACAUUCAGUUUGGAAUUAAAAUACUUCCCCAGCA
Molecule: messenger RNA, 5516 nt
Organism: Falco peregrinus (peregrine falcon)
Lineage: Eukaryota; Metazoa; Chordata; Aves; Falconiformes; Falconidae
Gene: FAM217B
Product: family with sequence similarity 217 member B
Exons: 4
Coding region: 1079-2563 (494 amino acids)
Source: RefSeq, a predicted model, not a curated record